AUGGCUUCAAAGGCAGCAGAAUUCGCGUCCCAGUUUGUAGAACUCAGCAGGAAGGGCCAGGCACUGGAGAUGUUGCCAGACCUAAAGGAGGUGAUCAUGGGAGUGGGAAGUCCGGGCUUUGCAAUUUCCACCCAGGAGGAAACAGCAAUGCGUUUGAAGCCAAACAAGAUGUUCAGAAGGGUGCUGGCGUUGAUGGAAAACAAGGAGGCGGUGGCAGCUUUGGUGUCUCUAAUCAUCCCCAAGGAAAGCACUCCUGAUGACGCAUACCACGUCAUGCUGGGGGUGCUGCUCAAACUUAGCUCCAUCCCCUCGUUUGCGAAAGAGUUCGCCGACGUCCCAGCCGCGCCAGCUCUCCUCCUCUGCCAGCGCUUCCUCCUCCCGGAACUCGAAACCGCCUCGCGCAGGCGUGCCGCCUGGGACCCUAGCUACGUUAACGCUGCCUCCCUAUACAACCAGCUUCUCAACAACUUGAUCCGGCACAGCCCACGUUUCGCAGCGGACGCCCUAGACUCCCGCCUGAUAUACGACUUGCUGCGCGCUUUCCCAUUCGCCCCUCGGCCGUUUCUGGCCUGGGCGGCCACUCUUGAGGUGACAUCUGUCACGAACCUAGCCAGUUACCAGGCAUCGACGCUCGUCUGCCUCCAGGAUACCAACCCCCAGGGUCCUCGAGACAUCCGCCUGAAAGAUCUAGACCUUGUGCGCAACUGGCUAGACCGGUUCCUGGGCUUUCUGGACGCCUUUAGGGGGCCGCUGCUCUCGCGCGGGGAGGGGGCCCGGUUUGGUGCCGCGGCAGUUUACGUGCUGCGCUUCGUGGAUGUUGUGGAGGGCACAAAGGAAGUAAACCGGGCGCUCUUUACGUCGGCACGGCGGGCGGCAAUGCUACUGACGGCGGAAAGGGUGUGCGCACUGGGGAAAAGCUAUGAGGCGUUCGGGCGGCAGGUCGUGCAGACCGUGGACCGAGCGUGGGUGGAGAUGGCACGAGUCGCCGCCGGAAAGGAUAGCUGGGAACGGGACGAAAGGGCUCGCACUUCAGUAACUAGAGCAGAGGCGCUUUUUGACAAGUUGCGGACGGCCAAGGAGGAUGGGGAUACGUGGGGCUUCCAGCUUCGAGAUCUGCACGAGGAGAUGCAGAAAGGCGGGUUGCACGUGCAAGACGCGCAGAGGCUAGCCGCGCGGGGACUCGUCUCGCUGCUCGUUGACAUUCUCGAGGGAGAGGAUAUGUCAAAGGAACGAAAACCAGGGCUCGUCUCUGGCACGACCGAGGGCCCUGUCUGGCCGGCCCUCGAAAUGCUCGUGGCUCUUGCGGAGCCCUUUGACCCUGCGAACCCCGGCGGGAAUGAGGCCUUCUGCCGGGAGCUUGCGGAAGCCGUGCCGCGGCUGUCGCGCUUUGCGGGAGGCGGGGCGGUCGGCGCACUCGGGUCGUUCGAGCUGCGCUUGCUUUUGGAGGCGCUCUUCACAGUGCUCAGAUUGAAUCCGGACGAACGGUGGGCGGCGCGCUGGCCGCUUCUGGACGUCCUCCUCGCAGCAUGCAAGCGGUUCAUCCCGACCGAUCCCGGCGCGUGGCGUGCAUCUGGGACCGCAUAG
Messenger RNA from Klebsormidium nitens, 1584 nucleotides. The record is from the annotation of a GenBank genome assembly. Lineage: Eukaryota; Viridiplantae; Streptophyta; Klebsormidiophyceae; Klebsormidiales; Klebsormidiaceae.